Fusarium mangiferae is the source of this 369-nucleotide messenger RNA. RefSeq lists its product as uncharacterized. The coding region runs from base 1 to 369 and encodes 122 amino acids. NCBI's taxonomy places the organism in Eukaryota, Fungi, Ascomycota, Sordariomycetes, Hypocreales, Nectriaceae. The record is from RefSeq and is a predicted model, not a curated record. The transcript has a single exon.
AUGACCAUCACACGCCAAACCCUCUCCUCUUUCAGACGCAUCCCGACCGUCACAUCCGCGCUUCGAUCCCGGCCUGUGCUGAACCCAUACACCUCUAUCCGCAUGAACUCGGGCAAGGUCAAGACACCAGUGUCCUCCGAUCCCAACCACGACAAGAACAAUCCACCAGUCGCCGAUCACUCAGACGGAGCCAUGGCUUCGCUGAAGGGCGCACCGGGAAAACGCGAUGCGAGCUCGUUCGAAAACCAGAACAUGACACAGAAAGAGAAGAAUACCAACAGUCAGAAUGCUCAAGAGCAGGAUAGCAGAGAGGGAAGUACUGGCGAGGCGGGCUAUUUCGAGAAGUCGGGCAGGAAACCCAAAAUGUAG